GCCCUCCCACUUCUUGUUUUGAAUUAAUCACCAACCCCACCAUUUUUUUUCUUCAUUCAUUCUUCAUUUCUUCUCCUACCCAUUUAUUCCAACACCAAUAAAAACCAAAACUAAUUAAUGUUAUUUAAUUCAUUUCCCACACCCAAUUCCAAACCCAUCAUUUAAUUUUUUCUAUUUCUUUCUUCUCUACUAAUUAAUUCUUUCCCCAUCAAUUUUCCCUUUCUACUACUCAACAGUAUUUAUUUAUUUAUCAUAAUCAUCUUCUUCUUCUUCUUCAGAAUUCAAUCUCUCUGUCUUUUUUGUUCUUGUAUUAUAUUAUUCUCUUUUUAUUUUCUAGGCUUGUAUUGAAUUAAAUUUUAAUUAAUUUGAAUUUGAAUUUGAAUUGAAUUGAAUUGAAUUAUGAUGAGUAUGGAGAUUAAAAGUGAAGCUAAUUCUGGGUUAAUUACUCGUGAUUUUCUUGGUGGUGGGUGUUUUGGUGUUGAAUCUAAAGAGUUAGACCUUGAUUUACGUGUCCCUACUGGUUGGGAAAAACGCCUUGAUCUUAAGUCAGGAAAAGUGUUUCUACAGAGAUGCAACCCUGCAUAUACAGCAAAUGAACAGAGGAAUGCAGCAAACAAAAUGUCCCCAAAACACCAUGAUUUAAAUACAAGCUUUCUUCAAUCAUCCUCAACAAACAGUAUAAAACAGAGUACUCCACUUGGUCUACUUGAACACCCAAGUUUAGAUUUAAAGCUUGUCUCAAACAAUGAUUCACCCAUUUCCUAUACAAGUGUUUGUACUUUAGACAAAGUGAAAUCAGCCCUUGAUAGAGCUGAGAGAGCCUCACCCACUACAUCAUCUUCAUCAUCGUCUUCUAAGAAACGUUUGUUGAUGAUGUCAACUCCAUCUCCGUCCAACAACUCAUCAGUUUCCGAUGAGCGGGACCCAUUAAGUAAUCAAAAUGGAGGCCUAUUGGUAGCUGCAGCUUGCCCUGGUUGCUUGCUGUAUGUGUUGAUUUCUAAGAAUGAUCCUAGAUGUCCCAAAUGCAGUUCUCUUGUAAAUUUGCCUGUGUUGUCUAAGAAGCCUAAGAUUGAUCUUAACAUUUCGAUAUAAAUGGAUGAAUGGAUGAAUAAGUAAUCGAAUGAAUGGUAGAUAUUAGUAGAAUGGUUGAAGCAUUUGGUAUGCUACUUACACGAUAAUGAUGAUAGUUCUAUAGUAGAUAGAAAAAUGGAUAUGUACAUUUCAAAAGUAAUACAAGAUCAAGAAUUUCUUUGCAUUUGUUUGAAGUCAAUUUUGGUUGUCCCAUUUGUUUGAAUAUUCAAAUACAUCAUUUAAGUACUACCUCUGUUUUCAAAUUUUUAU
Amaranthus tricolor (Joseph's coat) is the source of this 1341-nucleotide messenger RNA. RefSeq lists its product as uncharacterized. NCBI's taxonomy places the organism in Eukaryota, Viridiplantae, Streptophyta, Magnoliopsida, Caryophyllales, Amaranthaceae. The transcript has 2 exons. Bases 400 to 1092 code for a protein of 230 amino acids. The record is from RefSeq and is a predicted model, not a curated record.